Molecule: messenger RNA, 581 nt
Organism: Camelina sativa (false flax)
Lineage: Eukaryota; Viridiplantae; Streptophyta; Magnoliopsida; Brassicales; Brassicaceae
Product: Molecular chaperone Hsp40/DnaJ family protein
Source: RefSeq, a predicted model, not a curated record
AUGAAUUGCGUCGAAUAAAAGCUACUUGUGUGAUAAAAUCAUAUAUUUUUGCUAGUCAAAUUUGUUUCCUUUAAAUAUAUAAUGUGUCAAAGCUAUGUAAGAAAAUACUUCUUCUUUGACUAGAAACGUAAGCUAAGGAAAUAGAGAACCGAAAGAUUACGUUCUUAUUCAUCUUUGACCGUAAACGUUUCCUAUUUACCUAUGUUUGUUUGAUGUAUAUAUAUAUAUUAAAAAAUGUGAUCAGAGAUGAGUAAAAAGAAAAGAAAAAGAAAAAUGGCUAUCACCAAAAAGAAUUUAAUCGCAUUUGUUCUCACCAUUCUGGUUGUUAUAUCUUCUAUUCAUUGUCGUACAACAUCGGAUAUUGUUUCUGGUUUUGGGAUAAAAGAAUCCGAUCACGUAUGCUUCAAUGUAACUCCAUGUUUGCCUGAGCAGGGAGGGGAUAAAGGAUGCAAUGCAUUUUGCUCGAGAAUGAAGUUUAAAAUAGGUCAUUGUCUUCAUUCCGGAAAGGAUACCGGAAUAUGUUGUUGUUAUUCUACAUAAAUAAAAUAAUAAUAAAUAAAAAUAUAUAUGUUUUUCCUGAU